This is a messenger RNA of Adineta steineri, 1931 nucleotides long. The record is from the annotation of a GenBank genome assembly. NCBI's taxonomy places the organism in Eukaryota, Metazoa, Rotifera, Eurotatoria, Adinetida, Adinetidae.
AUGUCGUCAAGCAAAUCCCAAUCCAAAAAUCGAAAUAAAAAUGCAAUUCGCAAACAAGCGAAGGAAGAAAAGGAAUUACUUUAUUCAACUAAUUUUCCGCCUUAUGCAUUCAAUCAUCCUUAUACUAUAAAUUUCAUUAAUAGAUGUACGACAUUUGAUGAAAUAGACAAUAUUAUUUCCGUUGCACGUAAUUCAUCACACUAUACAGUUGAUACAGAAAGUGACUAUCACACAAAUGCUCCUGCUGUUAUACAAGUUGCCUGUUUUCCAUCUGAUGGUCGAUUGGUGGUGGUGUUAAUUAUUGAAGUUAAUUUUCUUGCUGAUAAGUCAUCAUUACUCUUUUCAAAAUGUCAAGAAUUAUUUGAUACAAUUACACGUGCUGAUGGACAUAUUUAUGGAUGGGGAAAUGUUCGGGAUGAACUUUCCCAUUUUCUUUCUUUUUCUCUCUUUUCUUUUCCUUUAUCUUCUCAUUUCCAUAACGUUCAACUGGUUUUUACAAAAUGGUUUAAUCAAUGGACAUCAAUACAAACAACAAGUUAUUCUGAAGAUAAUGAUAAUGUUAAUGAUGAUGUUGUUGUUAUUAAUGCACCAUUAUAUGAUCCAUCAUUAUUCAUGCCAGCUAAUGUAAUUAACAAAAUUAAAAUGACCACUGGAAAUCUUUGGAGUAUUCAAGAUGCUAUGAUUUAUUUAUUUCAUCAAUAUGUAUCGAAGAAAGAAACUCUUUGUAAAUGGUCCAUUGGUCUCGAUUAUCGUUUAUCACACACCAAUGUCAAUCCUGCUUCUCAUCGUCAACAUCUGAUCCUUUAUGCCGCAAAUGAUUGUUUAUCUCUUCUUCAAAUUAUUUUAUUUAUUCAUGAACAACAUUUAUCUGGUUAUGUUGAUGGUGAUGGAUUUAUUACACACAUGGGAGAGUAUUUUAGUUAUUUACAUAAAAAAUAUUUUCUUUUUUCUGCUGUAGUUAAAAAUCAACCACGCUAUGAUUUGUUAUUCAAUGAUGGUGAAGAUGUGGAGAGUAGUAGGGAGUCGAUGGCUGUUCAUGAUUUACAUGAACGUUGUCCGAUCUCAUCCGAACCUCGAACACAUGAAGAACAAAUUAAUACUCAUCAUCAUCCAUCACUUCAUCAUCAAGUAGGUCAGCGAUUAACAACAGCUGACCCUACUUUAAUUCAAACAACAAUCACAACAACAACAACAUUAUUUCCAUCAACUUCAUCAUAUCCACUAGCUGCUGUUAAUAAUCAACAAUUUACAUCAUCUGUACUUUUAGUUGAACCUGAAGUUUCAAGUGAUCUUGCAUUGGUUACAGAUGAAUUUCAGCAAGAUAAUAAAAUCGUUAAUGAAGAUAGUGAUAUUCAUCAAGAUAUUGAAGUUCUAGAACAAUCUUCUGAUAUACAACCAUCAAUCAAAAGAAAAAAAUCAAGAAGAAGACGUUCUCAAGCUGCUAAACUCCUUCGUAAUCAACAAUCCAGUAUUCGACAUCGGCGUAACCGAUAUAUUUAUGAAGUUAUUCGCGACAUAAAUUGUUCUGUUAGUGAUGCUAAAUGUAUAUUACAAUGUUAUGAUAUAAAAUAUCUCAACAUCAAUCCGGUUGAAUCAAAAUUGUACAUUGGUAUAAAAAACGAACAAUUGCAACAGUACUAUGAUCAACUACUGCCCGUCAAUGUGUUUCUGUAAAUCCAGGUGGAGGGGGGAGGUGUCAGGAUCGCCAUCUAUGUCGAUGGUCGAUCCUUUUCACUCUCCCUCUCUCUUAUAUAUAUAAAUAUAUAGUCAUCCUUGUGGUGACUUAAUUUGUUUGUUUUCUCGUUGUUUUCUUUUUUUCUCUUGGUUCUUCUUUUCUCUAGUCUGUUGUUGGUUUUUUCUACAUCACGAACAGUUGUUCGUUUUUCUUUUUUUUGGAAAAUAAAAUCCAUUAAGAUCAUCGGAUCCUAACA